Chiroxiphia lanceolata (lance-tailed manakin) is the source of this 1954-nucleotide messenger RNA. Its product is annotated as PHD finger protein 7-like. The transcript is spliced from 8 exons. Gene Ontology annotation, cellular component: nucleus. The record is from RefSeq and is a predicted model, not a curated record. Lineage: Eukaryota; Metazoa; Chordata; Aves; Passeriformes; Pipridae. The coding region runs from base 436 to 1734 and encodes 432 amino acids.
AACUGGGGGGGGGGGGGGGCUCUGGUGUCCCUGAGGCAGCUCACAUGCAUCUCUGUCUUCACUCAGGGCUGGUGCACGAGUGUCAGGAGGAGAAAGGCCAGCUGUGUUGCAGCAAAGGCCCUCCAGACACUCACCAUCAACCUGUUCCAUACCUGCAAUGGCACAGCAGGACAAAGUCUUGAAAGAGCAAGGUGAGAAGUCUCUCUCCCCAUAGUUCCUAUGGCAGCAGAGGGGAUGCCAAAGCAGACUUGUGCCUGCUGUGUCGCCGGGCAGAGGCAGAUCCGGACAUCUGUGGGAUCAAGAGGGUGAAGUUCAGGCUCUGUGUCCAUAUCUACUGCCAGUUCUUUGCCAGCGGGCUUUUUCCACAAGAGAACUCGGAAGAAUUUUUUGUUAGGGACACCAGACGCGUCAUCCAGGAGGCAGCCAAGAAGCAAGAUGGGGGCCACCAUCACUUGCUGGAAGACUGGGUGUGACCGCAGCUUCCACCUGCCCUGUGCUCCACAGGGUGAAUGCGUCACCCAGUUCUUCGGGCUCUACAGGUCCUUCUGCUGGGAGCACCGCCCGCGGCAGGCAGUGCAGGCCUGUCCAAGGCAGAACAACACCUGCAGCAUCUGCCUAGAUACCGUGGAAGACAAAACAUCCUACAAAACAAUGGUGUGCCCCGCGUGCCAAGAUGCCCACUUCCACCGGCCCUGCAUCCAGAGACUGGCUCUCCAUGCUGGCAUCUGCUUCCGCUGCCCAUGCUGCCAGAACCAAGAGCUGUUUCUGAUGGAAAUGCUCACCAUGGGGAUACGAAUCUCCAAGAGCAGACCUCCAUCAUGGGAGAGCGACCCAGCAGUCAGAGCAUUAGAUCAGAGGCACAGCCACUGCGACGCCAGCACGUGCCUUUGCCCGGGAGGCAGGAAGCACCCAGAGGAAGAGGGACCCUGGGAACUGCUCCUGUGCAGCUCCUGUGCUGCAGAGGGCACCCACCGACGCUGCUCCUCUUUGGAGAGCAGCACCAGCUCCUGGGAGUGCAAGGGCUGUGCUGGUACAGAGACUGCCUCCACUGACAAUUCAGAGCUUGUCAGGCCCAACACCUCCAGCCAGGCAGCAUCAGGGCUGUGCCAUGCAAGCAGCAGCCUCCCCAGACACCCUGGGCCAGCCCAGAUCCAACAGUGCACACAGAGACUACGGCAGGCACAAAACUCAGGCAGCCCCACGGUAAAAUGCCCAAGGAUCAACCGUGUGCCACUGCUGAGUGCUGAGACCAGCAGCCCCAGCACUUCCAGUCAGGCAGUGUCGGGGUUGUCCCAGAACACGUUUCCUGUCUGCUUUCCCUGCCCUCGGCAGUGCUUGAAGCGGCAGCGCCCGGAGCAGGACAACGAGUCCUGGACACCCUACAGCCCGCCAGCAAAACGCCGCAGGAUCUCCGAAGAGCCAGCCCAGAGCGCUCCAGCCAGCGGGCCCAGCACCUCCAGUCAGGCAUCGUGGCUGUACCGCAGCAUUUGGGUGGCCAGCAGAGCAGCAGCACAGUUACUACCGCUGUACAGGCCGUCUUGGCUCUUCCCCAGCUCCGUGAGGGAAAACCGCUCCCAGCUGGGGCCGGUUCGGAUGCGACACAUCUCACGGCGGCGGCGGCGGGCGAGGAAGCCCUACAGCCUGCCCAGAAACCACCGCAGGACCAGGUGUGCACCAGCCCCACGCGCUGGGCCCCCACCACCACCACAGAAACACAAGAAAAAAAGAAAAUAAAAGUUCGUUUGCACCGGGAGAGGCCACACUCCUUCCCCAGUCAUCUUGCAGCCUCCUGCAACUGAUGUCCCAGUUCAGGAAGGCACUCCAGCAUGUGUGGCCCCUCAGGGACUCAAACUGUCUCAUCGUGGCACUUGGUGUCAGGUGAAGCUUGUGGACUCAAAGUCCUGUAAAUACAUUGUAUUAGCAGCAGGUGACGCGCAAAAAUUCCACCUCCUCG